GUUUUUGUACAUAACAACUUACAGUUUCAAGGUAAAUACCUUGAGCAUAAAAGUAUAUAAUAUGAAGCGCAAUUGAUGUUUUCACUAUGCAUUUAGGCCAGAUCUCUACCUGUUUCGAUUCCAUAAUCAACAACUGAUAUUGCGACGAAAAAUACCAUCAUGACGUCGAAAGCUGCCCCAUUACAAACGAAGGCUACUCCUACAACGACUAUCCCUAUGCCGACAAAGACAAACAUCACGCCGGGAACAACUAAUAACUUGCCGACAAAAACUGCCAUUAUCCCGGAGAAAACUACCCCCUUGCCAACGAAAACUACCAUUACGCCGGAGAAAACUAUUCCUAAUCCGAUGAAAGCGCCCAUUACGCCAGAGAAAACAACCACUAUUCCGACGAAAGCGACCAUUACACCGGAGAAAACUAUCAUUACACAGGAGAAACCUAUCCCUAUUCAGACAAAAGCUAUAAUUACGCCGGAGAAAACUACAACUUUUCCGACAAAAAAUACAAUUACGCCGGAGAAAACUACCCCUAUGCCGACGAAAACUACCAUUAGUAUAACGCCGGAGAAAACUACACCUUUACAGACAAAACCUACUCCAGUGGUGACUGGAAUUGAGUUCUUGAAAGAAAAGUGGAAUAUCUGGUAUCGCACUCUUGAUGUGAAUCAUGACGGAGUUAUCACACGUGCUGACGUUGAUUACACACUCAAGAAAUUCCCUCUUGUAGAAGGCAUAAGCAAAUCUAAGGGAAAGUUGGAAUGCGCUAAAAUAGAAGCAUGGUGGGAGAAAUAUAUCCUUAAAGGGAAUAAUAAAAUUACCAAGGUUGACCUCUUAAAAGAUUUAGAGAAAGGGUAUACCGAAAACAAGAAAAACUUUAUCGCAAAAAUGAAAGCCUUGUGUGAAGACAUUAUUUGCAUUCUGGAUACAGACAAGACUAAAAUGAUUUCACUGGAUAACUACGUCAAGGCAUAUAAGGUAUAUGGUCAUGACAACGAGGCUCUCAUUAGGAAGGCAUUCGGACUUUACAAACCAAGCCAUGGUAUGGUUCCGAUACAGGAACACAUUGAAGACUGGCUUCUAUUCCUCACCAAUGAUGAUCCAUCGAAGAAAGAUGUUGUAUAUGAAACAUACAAGGCUGGGUUGGUAUAAACAAUUGCACAGUAUUGGAUGCAGUGUAUGGAUACUAAUUGAUAGUCUAAUGAGUCUUUGUUGUCAAAAUUGAUUAUGCUUAACUUUAAACGUAACUAAUAAAUCAUUUGUAGUCACAAA
This is a messenger RNA of Mytilus trossulus (common blue mussel), 1269 nucleotides long. RefSeq names its product sarcoplasmic calcium-binding protein-like. The transcript has 3 exons. The record is from RefSeq and is a predicted model, not a curated record. Gene Ontology annotation, molecular function: calcium ion binding. Bases 160 to 1149 code for a protein of 329 amino acids. Lineage: Eukaryota; Metazoa; Mollusca; Bivalvia; Mytilida; Mytilidae.